Molecule: messenger RNA, 2156 nt
Organism: Durio zibethinus
Lineage: Eukaryota; Viridiplantae; Streptophyta; Magnoliopsida; Malvales; Malvaceae
Source: RefSeq, a predicted model, not a curated record
UCAAGUGUUUGUGUAACGCCCUCAAUCCCACAUUAGAAGAAUGUGUAGAUAAGGAAUGAUAUAUAUGUAGAAAUCUAAACCCAACCUUAUGAGGCAACUUUUGUGGGACAAAACCGUGAAACCUUCAAGUCAAAGUGGACAAUACCUCGCAAGUUAGGUGCAAGUCUCCAUAGUUUGAUAAAUAAAAUGUGAUCACCUUGACUCUAUCUAUAGCCAAAUCUCACCAUUGCUUUAGUUAACCUUUCAAACCACGCCCUUGGUGAUUGUUUUAACCUGUACAAGGCCUUUUUGAACUUAAAGACUUUAUUAGGACCAAACUCUUCCUCAAAUCCUGGUGAGGGUUCCAUGUACACUGCUUCCAAAUCUCCAUUGUAUCAAAUUGUUGGAGUUCCCAUUCAAAAUGAAUAGCAAGGGACAAUAGAAUUCUUACUGUAUUCAUGUUUGCUACUGGAGCAAAGGUUUCUCGAUAGUCUAUCCCAUAAGUCGAUGUAUAGCCUUUCGCAACUAACCUUGCUUUAUAUCUCUCAAGAGUUCUAUGUGAUUUAAACUUCAUAGUAUAAAUCCACUUGCAAACAAUUGUUCUCUUGCCUUUAAGACAUGAAACAAUGUUCCAAGUAUUAUUAUUUUCCAAGGCCCUCAUCUCUUCCCUCAUUGCACGUCCAAUUUUUGUCUCCUAAAGCUUCUUGUACUGUUUUUUGGAAUUUCAAAUGUGUGGGAAAACAUUUAGUUACAAGUGGUUGUAUUUUGUAAUCUGUUGAUUGUAAUCUGUAUAUAUCUGUAUCCCUAAAAUUGAGAAUUUGUAUCUCUAGAAUUAAGGACAGAAUAUCAGGAUAGACAAUUCCUUGAUUUGUAAGGAUUAGAUUUAGGAAUAUUUAGUUUCCUAGUUUACUCUCUAGUUAGUUGUUUUUAAAUCUAUGGUGUUUGUAUGAUUCGUAACACAAGUUUUCAAUAUACUCUCAUUUUUUCCACAUGGUAUCAGAGCUUUAGACUCUUAUUGGGAAGAAAAUUUCUCAGCCUUCAUUGCCGAAUUUUUUUUUUAGGCCUUCAUAGCCAAAUUUUGUUAAAUCUAUCAUACUUUUAUUUUGUUCCUUUUUGGCCUUCAUUGCCUAUACUUGUUUCAGUCCUGAGAAAGGUAAUCAUGUCAUAAAUAGCAGAAUCUGCCGCUACUACUCGAUUUGGAGAAGUAACAACUGGUCAAACCACAGUGAAACUAUAGAAUAUCCAAGCUGCAUACAGGUUGAAUGGAAAGAACUACUUGAAGUGGUCUCAGUUGGUUCAAACCUUUCUAAAAGGGAAAGGAAAAUUGAGCCAUCUUCUUGGCACUGGUCCUGAGAAAGGAGAUCCAAAAUUUGAGGCUUGGGAUGAAGAGGAUUCUAUGGUUAUGUCAUGGCUGUGGAAUUCUAUGACGCCAGAUAUUAGUGACACUUAUAUGUUUUUGUCCACGGCCAAAGACAUUUGGGAAUCAAUUCGUCAAACCUAUUCCAAAGUUAAAGAUGCUGCUCAAGUCUAUGAGGUCAAGAUCAAGACUGCAGCUCUCAAACAAGGGAAUAAGUCAGUCACAGAGUAUGCUAUUCUUCUUAAAAAUCUUUGGCAAGAGAUGGAUCACUAUCGGUGCAUAGAAAUGAAAUGCAGUGAAGAUGCAACAACUUUGAAGAAAUUUAUUGAAAAAGAUCGAGUCUAUGAUUUUCUUGCUGGACUGAAUGUUGAGUUUGAUCAAGUCAGAGUCCAAAUUCUAGGAAAACAAGAUCUGCCUUCUUUAAAUGAAGUGAUAUCCAUGGUUAGAGCAGAAGAGGAGUGAUGCUUGACAGUGUGCAUGUAGAAGGAUCUGCUAUGGUCUCUAAUGGUGGGAAGAACCAAAGCUUAGAACAAUUACCAGUCAGUGAGAAUGGGAAAGGUGAUUCGGCUAAAACUUCAAAUCGUGACAAUCUUUGGUGCACCUAUUGCAAGAAGCCAAGGCACACCAGAGAUCGUUGCUGGAAACUACAUGGAAAACCUUCAACUUCAAGCAAAGAAUGGGGUUAUAAAGGAGGACAGCCAAGAAAUCAAGGACAAGCUCACGUGACUGCAAUGGAGUUAAGCCAGGAGAAGUCUCAGAAACAAGGAGAGUUGGAUAAAAAAGAGAUUGAGAAACUGCGAAGCCUAUUGGGAACUCUUGA